This is a messenger RNA of Doryrhamphus excisus (bluestripe pipefish), 1117 nucleotides long. The record is from RefSeq and is a predicted model, not a curated record. Lineage: Eukaryota; Metazoa; Chordata; Actinopteri; Syngnathiformes; Syngnathidae.
AUGGCCCACCAAGACAAGUCAGGGGGUUGUCGGAAUUGUCGAGAGUGUUCCCCCGACAAUGGCUGCACGCGCUGCAGAGAGCGCCUCUUCCUCUUCUUGCAGCGGGACGGCAUGUCUCACCAUGGAACGUGUCUCCAUGCCUGUCCUGCCGGAUACUUUGGCCAGAGGGGGCGGGACAUCAACCGCUGCUUGAAAUGUCGCUCGGUGGACUGCAAGCUAUGCUUCAGCAGGGACUUCUGCAUCAAGUGUAAGCCGGGCUUCCAGCUCCACAAAGGCCGAUGUCUGAGCCACUGUCCUGAAGGAACCUUUGCACAAAACACUGACUGUCUGGGAGAGGAACACCACACUCAUAUUGAACCCUGGCCGACAAUAGAUGACUGCAUCCUGGAUCCGCUGGCCGAGUGGAGUGUGUGGAGCGCCUGCCUCCAAAACGGCGUCCGCUGUGGCUUCAUGUGGGGCCGACAGAUGAGAACGUGGGGCGGCACGAAGCCCGGACCCUCACUCUGCCCACCGCACAGCGAGACACGGCGAUGCAGGAUGAAGAGGAGAUGUCCUGCAGAGAGAAGACAGAGAAAGGGGACAGACUUUGGCAGAAAGCGGGCUAGAAAACGAGUGUGGAUGCUCGCCCAAAGCAGCGCUAGCAACGUGUUGGACACCACAAAUGCCUGACAGCGACCCCGACAUGCGUUAGCUGAGCAUGGCUACCAGGCUAAGCACACUGAACCUUAGCACAACUUGACCUGUAAAAAACGUCUACAGAUAUCUGUACACGUGUAUGCGGUAUCUUUGAGGUACGCGUGUUCUCCAGUAAGUAAUUACUACAGUAUUCCAAACUUCACAAAGUCGCUACCAAGGAUUUUCCAGUCAAAACAGGAUUGCUAAUUAGCCGAUAAUGAAUGGAACAGAGUGUAGUACACUGUGGAGGAGCAAGUCCGUCAUGAUGGAAGGUAAACGAGGUGAGCGGGGCUAAGCUAACAAUAGAGUACAAUGUAUUCACUAGCUCUGAGCUGAGUAGAAAAUAGAAGUUAUACGCUGUGCGUACACUUUGAUAACAUGGAUGAAUGUCAUUUACCAAACACGUGUAUAUAUAAAUUUAUAUAAAUAUGUACAAAUCCAU